AUGCCUGCCAGUCGCACCCAUCAGAACGGCGCCGCCCAGUUCAACCAGAAGCUGAAGAACCUCUUUCGCAUCAACCUAAACAGCGGCGCCGAUCGGGACAGGGAGAAGUCGUCCACCGCCCACGUCCAUUCCUCUCAGGAUGCCCCCACGCGCCCCGAAGUACGGAGCAAGUUCGGAAGCAGCUUCUUCAAAGGCACCGUCGGUCGAUUGAGGACGAACACCACCGCGAGCGAAGGAAAUCCCCUCGACGAGGCUCUUAGCCCGACCGCACACGCGAAUCCCUACUUCGCACACCAGGGCCAGCCGGGCCUCCGUCACCACAAUAACGAAUCUGUACCACCCAGUCCCCCCGAUACCCCCAACUUCAAGAUUCAAGGCCCUGACGGUGGCCCCGAACAGACUACGAGUGCCGGGAGGGAAGAAUUGGCACGGAAACUUAGGAGAGUCGCGAGUGCUCCCAACGCCCAGGGUCUUUUUUCCAAGGGCAAGGGUAGUGCCGAACGGCCGGCCACCGCAGAGCUCGCGAAGGAUCCUCUCGUCAUAAAUAAAGACUCGGGCACCCUCGAGAUGGUCGACGCCGCCAGCCUCAACGGCUCCGCCUCUGCCGCAAACCUGGGUAUACCCGACGCAGAUACUCUUGGUAACCUGCCACCACCCAAUCGCAAUAGCCUCGCCUUCAGGAGGACGUAUAGCUCCAACUCCAUCAAGGUUCGCGAUGUUGAGGUCGGCCCUCAAAGUUUUGACAAGAUCAAGUUGAUUGGAAAGGGAGAUGUCGGCAAGGUCUACUUGGUCCGCGAGAAGAAGAGCAGCCGGCUCUACGCGAUGAAAGUGCUGAGCAAGAAGGAGAUGAUCAAGCGAAACAAGAUCAAGCGCGCUCUCGCCGAGCAAGAAAUUCUGGCCACGAGUAACCACCCGUUCAUCGUAACGCUUUACCACUCCUUCCAAUCGGAGGACUACUUGUACCUGUGCAUGGAAUACUGCAGUGGUGGAGAGUUCUUCCGAGCACUUCAGACCCGCCCUGGCAAGUGCAUUCCUGAGGACGAUGCUCGAUUCUACGCCGCCGAGGUUACGGCGGCUUUGGAAUAUCUGCACUUGAUGGGCUUCAUCUACCGCGAUUUGAAGCCGGAGAACAUUUUGCUCCACCAGUCGGGCCACAUCAUGCUUUCGGACUUUGAUCUGUCUAAGCAGUCCGACCUCGGUGGUAAACCCACCAUGGUUGUCGGCAAGAAUGGUGCCAGCACUACGUCAAUGCACGUCGACACUCGAUCGUGUAUCGCCAACUUCCGCACAAACUCGUUUGUCGGAACCGAAGAGUACAUCGCCCCGGAGGUCAUUAAGGGUAGCGGCCACACUAGUGCGGUGGACUGGUGGACGCUUGGUAUCCUGAUUUACGAGAUGCUUUACGGCACCACCCCGUUCAAGGGCAAGAACCGCAACGCCACCUUCGCGAAUAUCCUGAGAGAGGACAUUCCCUUCCCCGACCACGCCGGGGCUCCGCAAUUGACCAACCUUUGCAAAUCCCUGAUUCGCAAACUACUCAUCAAGGACGAGAACCGUAGGUUAGGUGCCAAAGCCGGCGCUUCGGACAUCAAGGCGCAUCCGUUCUUCAGAACAACCCAAUGGGCGUUGAUUCGUCACAUGAAGCCGCCAAUUGUACCCGUCGCGGGUCGUGGUGUCGACACUGUCAACUUCCGCAACGUCAAGGAAAGCGAGAGCGUGGAUUUGAGCGGGUCGCGGCCGAUGAACGUGAAAGGAGUGCCCCUGGACAGCGGUCUGGCAACUCCUGGUGGUGAAGUUGCCGACCCUUUCGAAGAAUUCAACAGCGUCACUCUCCACCAUGAGGGUGACGAGCACAGGUGA
Messenger RNA from Colletotrichum karsti, 1860 nucleotides. RefSeq names its product serine threonine-protein kinase nrc-2. NCBI's taxonomy places the organism in Eukaryota, Fungi, Ascomycota, Sordariomycetes, Glomerellales, Glomerellaceae. The coding region runs from base 1 to 1860 and encodes 619 amino acids. The record is from RefSeq and is a predicted model, not a curated record. Gene Ontology annotation, cellular component: plasma membrane; cytoplasm; nucleus. The transcript has 4 exons. Gene Ontology annotation, biological process: protein phosphorylation. Gene Ontology annotation, molecular function: protein serine/threonine kinase activity; ATP binding.